Hibiscus syriacus is the source of this 1268-nucleotide messenger RNA. RefSeq names its product plant intracellular Ras-group-related LRR protein 7-like. The transcript is spliced from 10 exons. The coding region runs from base 180 to 1079 and encodes 299 amino acids. The record is from RefSeq and is a predicted model, not a curated record. NCBI's taxonomy places the organism in Eukaryota, Viridiplantae, Streptophyta, Magnoliopsida, Malvales, Malvaceae. Gene Ontology annotation, molecular function: protein binding.
AACGCGGUUUUUCGUCAGUAAAACCACCAAAAGACCGUACGAAGAUUGUUCAAAGCCCGCGACCUUGUUGAUAUAUCUGUUUAGUCUCCUCCCUUUUCUCCCUUUCUUCGAUCUUCUUUUUUGGAUUAAAUCUUAGAGGAAAGUGGGGGGGAAAAGGAAAUUUUCAGAAAGGUUGAAAGAUGGGAUGUUUUCAAAGUAGAGGUGCUGAUUCCAAAGCUAAUAGGAUUGCUCGAUGGCGAUCAACCGGCAUUGUUGCUUUACGUGACGCCAAAUUGAAGACAUUUCCAGAUGAAGUUCUUGAUCUGGAUAGAUCUGUGCGAACACUUGAUUUAACGCACAAUAAAUUAGUUGAAAUACCUAUGGAUAUCAGCAACUUAGUCAACAUGCAGCGUCUGAUUUUAGCCACUAAUCUUAUCGAGCGACUACCAAUUAAUCUUGGGAAGCUUCAGGCUCUAAAAGUUAUGAUACUUGAUGGGAAUCAAAUUACUUCCUUGCCUGAUGAAUUGGGCCAGCUGGUAAGACUUGAGAAGUUAUCGAUCUCUGGAAAUAUGUUAAUGUCCUUGCCCGAGACUAUUGGCAGCUUGCGCAAUUUGUCAUUGCUUAACGUGUCUAACAACAAGUUAAAGUAUCUUCCUGAAUCAGUUGGGAGCUGCUUUUCUUUGGAAGAACUGCAAGCAAAUGAUAAUCUUAUCGAAGAACUUCCUGCAUCUGUUUGUAAUCUUGUUCACUUGAAGUCACUUUGCUUAAACAAUAACAAAAUCAGCCAGAUUCCUCCUAAUUUAUUGAAAGACUGCAAAGCUCUUCAGAAUAUCUCGCUGCACGACAAUCCUAUCUCAAUGGAUCAGUUUCAGCAAAUGGAAGGGUUCCAAGAAUUUGAAGCAAGAAGAAAGAAGAAGUUUGACAAGCAAAUUGAUUCAAAUGUGAUGAUCGGUUCGAAAGGCCUCGAUGAGGUGUUGAUCUAUAACUCUGCUGCAUUCACAGUUCUGCUUCUGAACAGAUUGGACAAUGGUUACAUAUCUUCAACAACAUCAGAUAUCAAGGAACGUGGAUUGGAUAGUUUACUAGUUUUUUUCGUUUAAAAUAAAAUGUAUAGUUACAGAAUCGAGUUGAAUUUUCUCUGUAUAUGAUUGAUAUUUAUAGUUUAUAUUACCGUUUUUCUUCUGUAAUGGGGUUGUAACUUGGGGAUCAAGGGAUUGUAGAUGCUACUGCUAGAACUCGAAUCUUGAUGUGUAAGAUGCUACCUUUUGGAGUAAUUGAAACUGAUUAUA